Chlamydomonas reinhardtii is the source of this 12461-nucleotide messenger RNA. RefSeq lists its product as uncharacterized. The transcript has 21 exons. Gene Ontology annotation, biological process: cGMP biosynthetic process; receptor guanylyl cyclase signaling pathway; phosphorelay signal transduction system. Gene Ontology annotation, molecular function: guanylate cyclase activity; peptide receptor activity. The coding region runs from base 524 to 10366 and encodes 3280 amino acids. The record is from RefSeq and is a predicted model, not a curated record. NCBI's taxonomy places the organism in Eukaryota, Viridiplantae, Chlorophyta, Chlorophyceae, Chlamydomonadales, Chlamydomonadaceae.
CGUAUACUACUCGCCAGUAUUACGUGCCAGUCGCAGGUUCCACACUUUACGCACGAAAAAGCAUACAUUUAUCUUGUCGAUAUCUUGCUGCUUCCUGCGGCCAGAACGCUACACUGAUUGAUAGACGGUUUGGUCACUUGCUGGCACCUGCGUAGUGCUUUGCGGCUGCACUGAGCGCCGCGAAUUUGCAAGUGCAAGGCUGAGCCUUACACGCUGCGCUAAUCUUGCUGCAAGGACAGCCCAAACGCAUAUUGAUAUCUGUUUAACCCACUGUGGACACGAGCUCUCCAUUUUUCGGUGACCCAGAGGAGACUGUGGAGUGCGAGGCAAGCCAGUCGAGAGGAACCCGGGCGCUCGGUGGCAAUAUGAUAAAGGACCAUGGGCUUUAUCAUCAGGGGUGCCGCUGGUGAAGUGCGCUUGAGGUCUCCAGUGCGGACCUGCUAAAAUCCUGCUAAAAAUGAUUCAUCGGUGAUGGGGCCAGCCUGGCACUGCGACCCGCGCUAUUACUAGCGCUCUUCCAGACAUGUCGCGGGGCGAAGCGCCGGCGCGGGAUGCUCUCAUCCUCGACUCCGCGCCAGCGCCCGGCGGCCCAGCGGCUGAGGCCGCCCGUUACUCCGCGUCUUCGGCGCCGACGGCCAUCAACGUCGCACACCCAGCAGCAGCAGAGGCUGCAACAGCGGCACCGGGCGGCGCCAGGGCGGGUGCAGCUGACGCAGCGUCUGCCGCCACAGCAGGCCUUCUCCCCUCGCACCCACAGCAUCAACGUUCGCAGCACCACCACCACCCGCAGCAGGAGCAGGAGCAACAGGAUCAAGGGCUGCAACAUCAGCAACACCUUCUAAUGCCGGAAGACGAGGCGCGCGCCCGGCUGCCCUCCAUCCGCACCGGCCGGCCAGCCGCGACCGCGGCAGCAGCGCCGCCGCAUUCCGGACCCGGCGCACGGCCUGCCGCGCCUGCCGCGCCUGCCGCGCCUGCCGUGCCUGCCGCGCCUGCCGCGGCGGGGGUGGUGGCAGAAGCCGAUAUGGUGCCGGCGGCGGUUUGCAAGGACGGGCCAAUGGACACUGUGACGGUGGCGGGAGGGGCGGCGGCGGUGGCGGCGGCGGCGCCCUGGGCUGCGGGCGCAAGCAGUAGUGUCACCAGCGGCAGCAGCGCCGCAGGCGUCAGCAGCACCGGAGCGGCGGCGGCGGCGGCGGCGCCGCCGACGCAAGCUGCAGCCACCUUGCUGGCAGCGGCGGCAGGCAUGCCGCCGCCUGCGGCAGUAGCAGCCGCGGCGCAGUGGCAGCAACAGCAACAGCAGUCGGGGCCAGCGGGUGCGGCGGCCGCGGCGGUGGUGGCGGCGCUGGCGGCCGCUGCUGCGGCGGGGGCGCUUGUGGCGGGUUGCUGGGCGGUGCUGGCGGCGGCCGCGGUGUGGCAGCUGUGGCGGGCGGUGCUCGGCCGGCAGCAGCACCUGCACCAGCACCUUGCGACCCAGGCAGCCCCGGGAGGCGGCAUCGACGGGCGGCAGCACCCGGCGCACGACAACCCCAUCCAUGACACACUGGCGCUGCUGAACUCAUCCGGCAGCGGCGGCGGCGGCGACGGGGACGGCCCCAACGGCGGCGGCGGCGACGGCGAGACCGGCGCCCAGGCCAUGUCUCCUUUUACGACCAUCGGCACCGCGACCAUGAUCCGUCACCGGGAGCAGCAGCAGCAGCAGCAACACACGGCUGUAGCCGCGGCGGCGGCGGCGGCGGCGGCGGCGCCACCCGCGCUGGAAGCGGCGGCGGCCGGCGGCGGCGGCGGCAGGCUGUCGGUCGCGGCUACAGCCGCCGCCGCCGCCGCCACCAGCUCCGGGCCCGGGCCGGCGUCGGUCCGGGGUGGCACGAGCAGUUGGCUGCCGCUGCCGCCGCUGACGCUGCUGCACCCGCUGCCGCUGCCGUCACUGCGGAGUUGGGGCGCGGCGGCGGCGGUGUGGGCGGGGCCGGAGCGCCGCUCCUCGCUGGGCUUGGCGGGCUGCGGCAGCUCCGACGGCUCUGGGGCAACCAGUUACGGAGGUGGCGGAAACGGCAGUAGCAGUGGCGGCGGCGGUAGCGGCAGUACCAAGGUGCCGUGGCUGUGGCGCAUGGCGCUGCCCGGGGUGCACCUGCUGGCCAGGCCCCGCGGCGGCGGAGGCGGCGGCAGUAGCAGUAGCAGCAGAGCCCCAGCCGUGGCGGCGUCGCUGCUGGCGCCGUCAGCCACAGUAGCAGGCUCUGCCGCUGCGUCGGCUGCAGCGUCACCGCUGCCGGGCGGACCUGCUGCAGCCCCGGCGGCGGCGGCGGCGGCUGCUACAGCCGGCGGCGGCCUUGGCGACUUGCGGGUCGCCUCCGGUGUCACCGAGCUGCUACUGCCGCCCGGCGGCGUGUGCUCACUCUCCGCCACGACUGGCGGCGCCGGCGGCGGCGGUGGCGGCGGCUCCGGUAGCAGCAGUGCCGUCGCUGGCGGCGCCGUCGGCGGCAGCGGGCACCCAGCCAUUCUCCUGGGCAGUCCGACGCUCCUCGACAGCCCCUCUUCAGCCAUGUCGCGCGGCAGCGGCCUGCGCGGCCGCGUCGGCGGCGGCAGCCUCUUCGGUGGCAUCGGCGGCGGCGGCGCGGGCAGUAGUUCCGCGGCUACGCCCGUCGGUGGCAGUAGCGUGGCGCGCGUGGCGCAGGCGGCGGCGGCGGCCGCCGCGGCGGCGCUGUCGGGUCUGUUGGGCUCGCCGCGUGCCGCAGCCUGGUCGCCGCAGAGUCACCAGCAGCAGUCGCAGCAAAUGUUUGCAAGCCCGCUGAAUCCAUCCGGCGUGCUGGGCGGCCAGCAGGGUCCGGCGCCGCCGCCGCCUAGCGGCACCUUUGGCGUCGGCGGCUGCAGCCCGCGCGCGCACAGCAACAGCUCGCUUGCGGGGCUGGGAGGAGGCGGCGGCGGCGGCGCACGGUGGUCGGGCGGGCAGGCGGUGUUGCAGAUGGUGUCUGACUACAUGCCGCGGGUGGCGGCGGGCUGGGGCGCAUCGCACCGCUCCGUGUCCAGUGCCUCUCUGUCGACGCUUGCUGAGCUGCAUGGAGGGGGCGGCGCAGGCGGCGGCGGCGCGGCGGCGGCAGCGAGCAACGGCGGCGGCGGCGGCGGCGGCGGUGUGCCGCAUGCGCUGCUGCUCAGUACGGCGGCCGAGGCGGUGGCGGCGGCGGGCCGCAAGCCGGCCUUCAGCGACCUGCCGCAGAACGCGGGGCGUGUGCAGGUUCUGUCGGUGGAUGAUGAGCCCGUGAACCAGCAGGUCAUGCGCGCGCUGCUGUGGGCGGCCGAGUACGAAGUGCUGGAGGCACACAGCGGGGAGCAGGCGCUGGAGCUGGUGCGCUGCAGCGGUGUGCUGCCGGACCUGGUGCUGCUGGACGUGACGCUGGGCGGGGACGUCAGCGGAUUCGAGGUGUGUCGCGAGAUCCGGCGCGAGCACGGCCCCGGCGAGCUGCCCGUGAUCAUGAUCACCUGCAGCUCGCUGGAGGAGGACGUGAUCAAGGGCCUGGCGGUUGGCGCCAACGACUACAUGAUCAAGCCGCUGAGGCACAUGGAGCUGAUGGCGCGGAUCAAGACACAGCUGGCGCUGAAGCGGAGCAUCAAGGUGGCCUCUGAGGCGCGUGUCAACAUGUCUCUGCUUGCCUCCAUCCUGCCCUCCAACGUCAUUCGCCAGCUCAAGCAGGGCGUCACCCUCAUUGCGCAGUUCCACCAACAGGUCACCAUCCUGUUCUCAGACAUCCGCGGCUUCACCACACUGGCCACCGAGUGGCCCACGGAGCAGAUCAUCCUCAUGCUCAACAACAUGUUCACGGCCUUUGACCGCCUGUGCGACACCCUGGGCGUGUACAAGGUGGAGACCAUUGGUGACGCCUACAUGAUUGUGUCGGGGCAUGACGGGGUGGGGGACCACGCGGCACGCAUGCUGCGCAUGGCGGCGGCCAUGCUGGGGGCGGUGGAGGACAUGCGCGGGUACGACGGCCGCGAGCUGCAGAUCCGCAUCGGCAUCCACACCGGCCCGGCGCACAGUGGUGUGGUGGGGCUGAGCCGCCCGCGCUACUGCUUCUUCGGCGACACAGUCAACACGGCCUCGCGAAUGGAGAGCACCGGAUUCCCCAUGGCCGUACAGGUGUCUGCCGCCACCCGGGACGCGGUGCUGGGCCCCGGCGCGCGGCCGGAGUGGGCGCAGGAGUUCAACUUCGUGCCGUGCGGCGUGCGCGACAUUAAGGGCAAGGGCGCCAUGGACACCUACCUCCUCCGCACGGGGCUGUACGAGGCGGCUCUGGCCGACCUCAACACCGCCGCCACCGCCCGCGCCUCCGCCGCCGCCGCCCGCAAACGCCGCGACGACCUAUUGCUCGCCUCCGCGCUCAGCCUCAACACCGCCGCACUCAACACCCUACACACCGCCUCGCUGAUGCACACCGGAGCGGCCGGAGCCAGGACCGGAGCGGGCGGCAUGCAGUCAGGCAGCAGCGGCGGCAUCCUGCCGAGCGGCGGCACGAAUGGCGGCGGUACUGCGGCGGCAAUGUUGCAAUCGCUAAUGGAGGCGGCGGAGGCGGAGGAGGGCGGCGGCAGCGGCUCGGGGCGGUCUGGGGGGCUGGCAAGCCGUGCCAGUGUGGAAGCGCUACAGCCGCUACAGCUGCCGGCGGCGGCGGUGGUUGCGGCAGGAAUGACGGCAAGUUUUGGCGGCGGUGGCGGUGGCGGCGGCGGCAGCGGGCUUAUGUCGUCGUCUAUGGCGGACUCGCAGGUCCGCACGCACACGCACACGGGCACGGGCGAAUCGGACUUUGAUGUGACGCUGCCGAUGCCGGUCAACCGGGAGGUGCAGGGGGCGGAGGCGGCAGUCGCAGCGCCGGCGCCGGUGCCCGUCCUCCCCACCCAAGCCGCUUCCGCUGCGCCUGCGGCGGCCAUGCCCGCGGCCGGUGCCAAUUCUAUUGUCCUUGGCGGCGGCGGUGACGGCGGCGGCGGCGGCGCCGCCGCGGAGUCGCCAUUCUCCCGCGCCGCCCGACCGGCUUCGUCCCACAGCUACAACAAUCACAACAACCACAAUUUCAAAUCACAAAUCAGCGCCGGCGCAGGCGCAGGCGCAGGCGGCGGCGCCGCCGCCGCGUACCCAUCCCUGGACGCCAGCGCCGGUUACGGCGGCGGCGGUUACGGUGCCGCCAGUACGACAGAGUUCACAAAGUACACGUCGUACCGUUACCACCAUGCGGGUGCCAGCGGCCUGGAUGCCAGCUCCACGGGGACCAAUGCGUUCGCGCUGGCGGAGGCGGGCGUGGUCUUGAUGCCCUCGGCGGCGCAGGAGAGCGGCAUGUUUGACUCCCUGGACCCCCUAGGCGCUGCGCGCUGCGCCGCCGCCAACGCAAGCGACGGCAGCGUCAACGGACCUGCCGGCGGCGGCGGCGGCAGCAGCGUCGGCACCGUUGGCGGCGCCGUUCCUCGGGAGGGCAGCGGCAGCGCGGGCCUCUUGCGACCGCUGUCGCCGCCACCCCAGCGGGUGGCGCAGCGGGCGUCACCGCAGCAAGGCAAUCGCUCCGCCACUGCCGCCGCCAACCCAGCCGCUGCCAACGCGACCGCCGCCGCCGCCGCCGCGUUGGCGGCGGAUUCGCUCGUCCCGGCCGUCAGCGGCAUAGGCGGCGGCGGCGGCGUGUACGACCUAGGCUUGGGGGUGCUGAGUCCGAACGGGCAGCAGCAGGCGUGGGAGCAACUGCUACAGCUGGUGUCUACGCCGGAAGAAGAGGCCGCCAGCGCACAUGGCGCCGCCGCUGCUGCCGCCGCCGCCGCCGCCGCCACCGCCGCCGUCAGCGGACCCGGCAGCGGCCUGUACAUGAUGGUGGGGGCCGGCGGCCUGCCGGGAUCCGGCGGCCGGGCGGCGGCGGUACCGGCAGCGCCCGGGUCGCCCUACUCGGAUCCCUUUCCAGCGGCAGGGCAUGCCAGGCCGCAGCCGCCGCCGUCAGCGUUUGCUGCGGCGGCGGCAACAGCGGCUUCGCCGCGGCCGUCGCGCGAGGUGGCUGGCGGCGGCGGCGCCGCCGCCGCCGCCGUCGCAAACGCCGACGCGACCUCGAGUGUUGUGCUGGCGGGCGAAUUCACCAGCCUGGGCAGCAGUUCUCAGCCGUCAGGGGAGGAGCAGCUAACGGCGGUGGCGGCGGCGGCGGCGGCGGCGGCUAGCGGCGGCGCCACCCGGUCCCUGCGCGCCAGCCUGAGCGUGAACGCUCCCGGCGCCGCCGUGGCGGCGGCCACCACUGCCGGCGCCGCCGGCGACGCCGCCGUGACGCCGCCGCCGACGGCCAACCCGCACGCGUCGCGCCUGUACCGCACCGCCAGCCACGGCGGCGCCAGCCUCAUUGCCGGCGGCGGCAUGGCGGUGUCACGCCUGUCGUACGACCCAGCCGUCGUACGAAGCAGCGGCGGAGCCCCAACCACCGCCGCCGCCGCCGCCGCCGCAGAUGCUUCGGCGGCCGCAGUGUACGGCACCGCCUUCCGGGAGGCGAGCAUGCGGGAGGCGUGGGCUCGCACGCUGGCGGCGAAGCACGCCGCCACCUCUGCCGGCAUCGUCACGGCGGCGCCGCCGCCGCCGCUGGCGCCUGGCGGCGCCGCCACCGCCGCCACUGACGCGCCGACGGCGUCAGCGAUUCUGCGCUCUGCGACCAUGGGCGCCGGUGGCGUGUUGGGCGCCUCUGGCGGCGGCGGCGGCAGCGGCGGCGGCUACAGCCCGUACAGCAAUCGCGCCAGCCUGCAGCACGCCGCCUCCGCUAACGUCGGCGGCUUGUCCAGCACCGCCAGCGGCCACAGCCUGGGCAUGGUCGGCGGCGGCGGCGGCGGCGGCGGGCAUUCGGCUCGAGCGCUGGCCGUCACUGGCGGCCUCUUCGUGGCUAGGCCGCCGGCGCCGGCCGCGCAGUCGCCUGGCGGCGGCGGCGGCGGGGGCGCCGCCGGCCCGCCGGGUCCACGUGCGCGCGCCGCCACUGCCACUGGCGCCACGCCGACAGGCGUUACCAGCGGAUCUGGAGGCGGCGGCGGCGGCGGCGGCGGCAGCGCGGCGGCGGCGGCGCUGCUGGCUGGCGGCGGCGGCAUGGGCUCGGGCCCUGUGUGGACUGCUACCGGCCUCAGCGGCCUGUACUCGGCUGCCACCGCGCCGGGGCUGGAUUCGGUUGGCAGCCUGCAGCGGGCAAACACAGUCGGCGGCGCCUCCGGACCCCCCAGCCGCACACGCACCGCCGCCACCAACGCCGCCGGAGCCAGCUCCGCCGCUUCAGCGGCUGCGGGUACGGCGGCGGGUACGGCGCAGCCGCCCAGCGCCCGCCAGUCGCACGUGUCAAUGUACGGCACGACACCGGCCGGCGGCGGCGGUGGCGGCGGCGGCGGCGGCGGCAGUACGGGUGGCGUGAGCAUCAUCAGUCAGGGCUGGUCAAACCUGUACGACCCCGCCUCGCCCAGGCCCCGUCUGGUGGACCACUACCUCAGCACCUCGCACGACCUCGACGUUGCAAUGGCGGCGGCGGCGGCGGCGGCUUACAGCCGGGGUCCCAGCGGGCACGGGAUGCUGCGGCCGGCUGCGGGCUCGGCGGCGCCCGGCGCCCACGUGGCCGCGGGCUGGGGCGAGCGGGACCAAUCGGAUGCAGCCUCGCCACAGCUCACGCCCGCACACAGCCUCACCGCCGGCUCUGCGCUUGCUGCUACAACCGCCGCCGCAGCCACAGCAACAGCCGGGGUGUUCCGCGAGGGCGUCCGCUCCCCCCGGGGUCCGGCCGGGGCCGCACGCAGCCUGUCACGAAGCGCGCUGGCGGGCGCUGCAGCUGCAGCCGGCGGCGUGCCAGCUACUGCCAAUGAGGCCCAUCCCCGCGGCGCCGCCACCGGCGCCGCGGCUGCUACUGCCGCUGUGGAUGUGGAGAGCUCGGAUGCGAGUGUGCUGCUGGGCCCCACACACGGCCGGGUCAGCCUGCAGUCCCCCGCCUCUUCCGGGACUGGCUAUUACACCCAACCCCAACAUCACCAGCUACACCACCACAGCCCCCAGCAGCACGCCGCGGCGGCGGCCGCAGCCACAGGGGCCCAGUAUCGCGCGAGCCAGGGUUGGGCAGAUUCAGCCGCCGCCGCCGCCGCCACCGCCGCCACGACCGCCGCCACCAGGGCGCAGAUCGGCGGCCGCAGCAAGAGCAUGGACGUACAGGCGUACUACAAGUCAAUGCAGCCGUACAUUCCGUACGGAAACGCACCGCCGUACGGCAACGCGGCGGCCCUCAUUGCCGCGAUGCAGCAGCCGUACGGCAGGGCGGCGGCGGCGGCGGUGAUGGGUAGCCCGCAGCCGGGUGGUGGCGGCGGUGCCGACGGCCUGGUUGGCGGGAUGUAUGCGAGUCCUCACCAGCAACCGCUAUUGCUACAGCAGCAGCAACAGCAGCAGCAGCAGCAGCAACAGCUGCAGCAGCAACAGCUGCAGCAGCAGCAGCAGCAGCAGAGCCCGCUGCCGGGCUUUGAGCACCUGGAGGAGUACAGCCGCAAGCACUCGCGGGAGUGGAGCAAGCCUGCUACAGUCACCGGCUUGCUGGGGCAUGCUACAGCCGGCUCCCCGUACCGCGGCGGCAGCCAUGCUACAGCCGCCUCAGGCGUGCCCGGCGGCGUGCGCUACAGCCUAGACCAGCACCGCUCCUCUGUGGGUGGCUCGCAGCAGCAGCUGCUACUGCCGCUGCCGGUGCUGCCCUCCCACUCCCAGCUACAGCUGCAGCUACAGCCGCCGUCGCCGCUGUCUGCAAGCGGCCGCUCCGUAGCAAGUGGCUUGGGCGCGCUCGGCAGCCCUCCGGGGCCCUCCGCCGCAACCUCCUCCUCCACUCGGGCCUCCGUUGCGGAGGGCAGCGGCGCUGCUGCUACAGCCGGCGGCGGCGGCCGACGCGCGGGCAGUCCGCUGGGACUGGCGGGUCGCAGCGGCAAAGCCAUGACGGGCGCCGCCACUUCCGGCGGCGGCGGCAGCGGCGGCGUCGGCGGCUUUGGGACCAGCGGCGGCAAAAUGACCCUGAACGGUGGCGGCGGCGCCGGCAUUGAUGGCCGCGGCAGUAGCAACGGCGGCGCCAACGCUCUGCUGAGCGUGCGGCGGUACUCCGUGGACGUACCCAUGGGCUUCGAGAUGCUAAUGCACGGCAACAUGUCAAAUGGCGGCCUGAGUAACGGCUACGGCGCCGCCGGUAGCGCCCCGAUCCACUCCACUACCGCCGCCGCCGCUGCCGCUGCCGACCCGCCCACACCGCAGCUGACGCGGCUUCGUCAGUUGGAGUCCGUGCAGGAGGCCGCCGUCUUCGAGGCCGGCGGCGGCGCCGCCGGCGGCGAGCGCGCCGCCUCAGUCAACAGCAGCAAUGGCGGCGGUGGCGGCGGCGGCGGUGGCGGCGGCGCGCCCAGCCUUCGAGGUAUGAUGGACUCGCCCCGGUUCGGGCCUGGUUCCAACAGCGAGGCUGGUUCGCUGCUGGGAUCUCCAGGUAUGAGCCCGGCCACGGCUGGCGGCGGCGCCGGCGCCGGCGGCGGCGUCCAGUCCGCCGCUACGCAGCGCGCCGCCGCCGCCGCCGCCGCCGCCACAAUGGCGGCGGCGCCGCCUGACGGCGGCUGCGGCACAGACAUUGGCCGCAUGCUGGCGCGCGCGUCGGCGCUGGUAGCGGCGACGUCGCCACAGCCGCAGCCGGCACCGGCCCCGGGCACCGAGUCCGUCGUGGCCUUUUUCGACGCCGCCGCCGCCGCCGGCAGCGAACACGUGCUGCCGCCUGGCAGCGCCACCGGUUACGGUUUGUACGGCGGGUCUCGGAUCAUGCAUCCGGCCAACCGCCUGGAUCCAGUGGAGGAGGGCGCCGGAUCCUCAACCGUCGUUACAACCGCCGAUGACGCCUCGUUCGUUGCGAGUGGUCUGGUGUGCAGUUUGGUGGCGUCGGACCGCGAGCGAGCGCCGUCAGCCGCCGCCGUCGUUGGCACCUUUGCUGCCCUGCCUAGCGCGGGCAUGGUCGCGCCUGGGGCCAGCGGCGCCGGCAGCGGCAUUGGAAGCAGCGGCGGCGGCGGCGGCGUCGCGGGGUCAGUCGUGUUGUUGCACGUCGGUGGCGCCGCCGCCGCCGCUGCCGCUGCGGUGCGCGCAGGCGCGAGCGCGAGUGGCGGCAGCACACCCAAGCAGUCCCCGCUGCCGGCCACCUCCACCACUGCCACCACCUCGCCUCCGGGCACGCCCAACGCAGCUGCAACCGCUGCAACGGCCGCCGCGGGUGCGAGUCCUGCAAGCGGCGAAGGGCCGCAUUCGUCUGAUCCAACUGCAACGUACGGGCGGGGGCAGGAGCACGGGAACGGCAAGGGCCGCUCCAAGUUGUCCGCUUUGGCGCGCAAGGUGAAGAAGGCUCUGAGGGGGUAGAAGGGCUGCGCCACGGCUUUCAGACGAAGGCAAUCAAAAUUUGGCGCGCGAGUGUUGCAUUGAGUUGCUCAUUGAAUCGUAAAACUAGCUUCGCUGUGUGGGCCAUUCAUGUGCCUGUGAUCGCGAGCAAGGCCAAGGGGGUUCCCGUGCCGAGGCCCUGGAAAGGAGGCGACGCAUGUGUCACUGAUCGUGUUCCCGUGAUUGAAUUUGAAUAUGCUUUGACAGAUUUGGAAGGCGUGACAAAUUGGGGGCAUGGAUGGGUUGGGGUCGCUGGCUGUACACGGCGGCACAUGUUUCGCUUGCUUUCUUUUGGUUGUGAGCUUUCACAUUUUUGGUUAUGCUGCGUAUUAGUAUUUGUUAUUGCCUAUUGCAUGUAAAUAGGCGGCGGGGAAAAUUCGGGCGGAGCGAGAAGUGCCUUCGCACGUCCAUGGACAAGCUGCGGGUUAGCACGGACUGUGCACCCCACCCAACCGGCCACGUCCGGAUUUGCGGGGAUGCCAAAGGCCCCCAACAUAGAGGCGUGCGCUUAGUAGGCGCCUGCGUCAAGGUGGCUGGGUUGAUAACGACCCGGGAGGGGAGGGCUCAGCCCUUUUCCUGCCUCCCUAAGGCAGCCACCUCCUUGUUGGUUAUGCUGGCUUGAUGGUGUGCUGGAAGAAGUGCCCCGGAGAAGAGAGACGAACAAGCAUCUUGAGAUACAGCAGCUCGGCAGGUUUUGUGACACAGGGCAACCGCAUCCCGUUUCCGGUAAUCACUGCUGCAUGAAGCAAUAUGGUGAACGGAACGCCAAAGGCGCAUGCAUAUCCUCUGUUGUUUGGCGAGCUUGCUCAUACUCGCCUACAGUGGGUACUUGAAGGAGAUUUCAGCUUGGUUGUGAUUGGACAAGACUGCCCGGUUUCUUGCGUGUCCUAGGAUUGCCUUCAAUUUUGAGUGUUAAUGCCGCUUGAUCCUGGAUAUUUUUCGCUCUCCAAUGGCUUGCUUUGAGUUUGAAUGUGUCUGUGAUCUGUGAUGUGUGACAUGAACCUGGCGCGCGCAGGAAGGGGCAGGGCACGAGAGGCGCAGACACGCUUUUUGCGCAGGUGCCUUUGCGAGAACAACUGAUCUAUGGGCUAUGCUUACGGGCAGGCGUGUGAUCCGGUAUUCAGUGGGGCCACCGGCGUUCUUGCCGGGCCUGUGCAUAUGCAUAUGCUGUGUUUUGGCUCUCCUACUCAGUCCUCCACCUUGCCUACUACGCGUGUUGCACUGGGGGCUUGUGUUUGAUGCUAGGAGGACGACAGCAGCAGCAGCAGCAGCAGCAGCCAGAGCACGUGUUUGCCAUCUGUGUGCGGCACUGGCGGAUUGUACCCGACAGCACCGUACGCGAUGGGUUUGGGCGUCGCUGCGUGAAACGAAGCGGGCUCGCUUGCUCUGUGUUGUGUGCUGUUUGCUGUGUGCUGUGGUGCGUGCGGUUGGCAGCGGCGCGGCGGCGGGUGGCACGUCCCCCGGCCCAUUGUGACCGGGGGCGGACCGGACAGGGCCUGAGGGUGCACCAGUGCGUGGGUGUGAGCGCGCGAUAUUUGCAUGAAGAACUGCAAUUUAUAAAGGGGCGGGGGUUCAGCGGGACAGCGAAGACACGGCCCCGGGAGGCACGGUGAGGCAGUGCGGUGCCGUGUGGCGCGAGGUGUUUGCUUUGUUUGCGGCGAGGUGGGUGUGGCCACCGGCGGCAGGUGGUGCUGCGGCAGCAGCAGCCCCGGGGCCCCGUGUGGUUGCGGUGCAAGGCCGCACGUGGGCCCGAUGGCCGUUGCUGCGACGGGGGUGGGUACGGCGUGUGUGUGCGAUGGGACAGUGGUGAGGCAGGUUGGUAAAGUCCCGUAGGGUGCAGCUGAUUCCCAGAACCGGACGACGGGGGUGGGUACGGCGUGUGUGUGUGUGCGCCCGGAGCAGCCGCCGCACGCCGUCACAUCGGGCGCUGGCUCUCGAGAGGCCCUGGACAGGGCCCCGUCACUGAACGGAGGGAUGUUCUGUUGUUUGUUGUGUGGAUGCAUCAAUGCAUGUCAUGCGUGCACUGGGGGAACAGGCUUCUGCCUGCACUAGGCGUCUGCUGUAAACUGCUGAUGCA